This is a messenger RNA of Laccaria bicolor S238N-H82, 189 nucleotides long. RefSeq lists its product as uncharacterized. The transcript has 3 exons. The record is from RefSeq and is a predicted model, not a curated record. The coding region runs from base 1 to 189 and encodes 62 amino acids. NCBI's taxonomy places the organism in Eukaryota, Fungi, Basidiomycota, Agaricomycetes, Agaricales, Hydnangiaceae.
AUGUUUGCCAUUGGGAACGGCACUGACACUCCAGGGAUGAACCAGAAGUUGCUACCGUGGUUAAAGGCGAGGAAGGGCAGCAGGUUUGGCAUCAUUACCCUUGUCAGCUUUCUUCUCGCUGUGUUUUUUAAAUUGCUCGACUUCUACGAUGCCGUUCCGGGGCUCGUGGAGGCUGUUAUUGGCCUUUGA